Molecule: messenger RNA, 1751 nt
Organism: Eurytemora carolleeae
Lineage: Eukaryota; Metazoa; Arthropoda; Copepoda; Calanoida; Temoridae
Gene: mdy
Product: diacylglycerol O-acyltransferase 1
Exons: 21
Coding region: 11-1459 (482 amino acids)
Biological process (GO): triglyceride biosynthetic process
Cellular component (GO): endoplasmic reticulum membrane
Molecular function (GO): diacylglycerol O-acyltransferase activity
Source: RefSeq, a predicted model, not a curated record
UUCAGAUAUCAUGACAGAGGGGGAGAGUAGGAUGCGAUUACGUCGCACAAAUUCAACCUCAAGGGCCGAAGACAUUGUGACAGAAGAUGCGAAAGUUAGAAAAUCUCAACCAGAUAAACCUAUUCAUAGUCCACGUGAUUCUCUUAUUUCUUGGGGCUCAACAUUUAACAAUUUUGAGGGAAUGGUGAACUGGGCGUUUUUGUUGCUCGUGAUGGGCGGUCUCAGGCUAUGUUUGGAGAACUUGAAUAAGUAUGGAGUACGAGUGAACCCAAAUUCGAUAAUCACAGCAUUUUUAAAUCACGUAACUGACGAGAACGCGAGCUUUAUCUCCUUCUACCUCCUCCUCUACACUAAUGUACCAAUACUUCUCAUCCUUCUUGUAGAGAAACUUAUCGUCAAGGAUAUCAUAACCUGGCGAAUGGGAUGUUUUGUGCACAUGACCAAUCUGCUCUUGAUGCUGCUCAUUCCAAUCCUUGUAAUUAACGUUAGAUCUGAAGAUAUUGGUGUAUUGGCUGCUACUGUAACAACAGCUGUUUAUUCUAUUCUCUUCUUGAAGAUGUGGUCUUACAUUCAAGUAAAUCAUUGGUGUAGAUGUAGUAUAACUAUUUUGGGACAAAAAAGAGCAAGACACACAUCUAUUUACAGACAAGCUUCCAUAAUUAUGGAUAAAAACCUGUACAAAGCGUCUUCACCAAAAUCUCUUGCUGAUGAGAAAGAAGCCAUAAAGGAAAAAGGUAACACAGAUUCAAUAGGAUUAAAACCAGUUACUUGGCCAGAUAAUCUUUCUCUUCGGGAUAUUUACUAUUUCUGGUUUGCUCCGACAUUAUGCUAUGAACUAAACUUCCCAAGGGCAUCAAGAAUCAGAAAACUUUUCCUCCUGAGGCGAGGACUUGAGGUUGUUAUUGUGUCGUCACUCGCUAUUCCAAAUCAUCUACUCUGGCUCAUUUGGUUUUAUUUGCUCUUCCACUCAUUCUUAAAUUCUAUUGGAGAAAUUCUUCAAUUUGCUGACAGGGAUUUCUACCAUGAUUGGUGGAACGCAAAUAAUAUUGCGAAAUUUUGGAGUACCUGGAAUUUGCCAGUACACAGAUGGUGUGUGCGACAUCUUUAUAAACCUCUUCUUCAUGCCGGCUGCUCAAAGACGACUGGGAUGCUGGUCGUAUUCUUCACCUCGGCAUUCUUCCACGAGUACCUUAUUUCCGUUCCUCUCAGGGUAUUCAAGAUCUGGGCUUUCCUAGGUAUGAUGGUUCAGGCCCCACUGUUUCCUUUUACAAGGUUUAUACAGAAAAGGGUUGGACCAAGAAUGGGAAAUAUAAUGGUCUGGGUUUCAUUAAUCCUUGGUCAACCUUUGGCUGUUAUGAUGUACUAUCAUGAUUUCGUGGUGGAACAUUUUGGUCGAGAUCUAAUCACAGCUUACGGAGAAAUCAAUUCUUUUAAUACAUCCCAGCCCAUCAUUAUAUAAUCCUUCACUUGUAUCCAAUUAUUUAUAAUCAUUCAAUUGUAUUCUAUUAUUUAUAAUCCUUCAAUUGUAUCCAAUCAUUAUAUAAUCCUUCAAUUGUAUCCAAUCAUUAUAUAAUCCUUUAAUUGUAUCCUGUCAUUAUAUAAUCCUUCAAUUUUAUCCAAUCAUUAUAUAAUCCUUCAAUUGAAUUCAAUCAUUAAAUAAUCCUUCACAGAGAGAUACAAUCCUUUAAUCUCAGCAUUUUAAUUCUUUUAUGCACAAUAAGACCCAUAAAACUGUGGAAAAGAGAGUCGAC